AUGGGGCAUCGUAUUGGGACGGAUCAUGCUCUUCUAACUGCACCUGUAACUAUCUCCCGCACCCCAGCGAGAUGGGCACAAGACUCGAAGCCGAGAUUUGUCCAUUCCCCGCUGCCCUCAGUUCCCCUGGUGGAUGUCGAGGACAUUUCGGCCCUGGCGAGGACGUGUACCAAACCGUUCCCUUCGAUGGGCUACAAGGACCCCGAUGUUGUCUUGGAUGCCAUACGACUGGCUCAACACUCUAAACAACCUGGUGAUUGGAAGAAGGUGCACAAGCUCAGAAAGCUCGCAAGACAUGAGUGGGAAGCUAAGCGAAUUGAAUGCAUCCUGAAAGGAGACUGGGCUCAGUACAGGCAGCGGAAACGUCAGCUCAGCAAAAGAUCUGGGUGGUGGGGGACCAUGCUGGAGGCCUGUGGCGAGGAGGAGCUUGCACAGAAAACCAAAGACCAUCUGGCCAGCAAGCUUUGCGGACCCCCUGCGAGUGAAUGGGACGAAAAGCUGGAUGCCCUCAUCAACCAGGUUCAAGUUGAGAAGGAUUGGACUCCCUUUACCUUACAAGAGGUGCAAGGGCAGCUAGCUCAGAUGAAACCCAGGUCAUCUGUUGGACCGGAUGGGAUUGGGGUUGACUUGCUCAGGAAGAUUGCCGAGACAGAGCUGCUAUCGGAGGACCUGGUUGACAUCAUCAAUCACAUUGUGCAGCAUGCUGCAGUCCCUGAAUCUUGGAACAAGUCGCUCCUGGCCCUACUUGCGAAGGUUGACGUACCCAAAGGGCCGCAAGACCUUCGUCCAAUAGCUAUGUCUUCUGCUAUGCAGAAACUUGUUUCCCGACUGGUUAUGACGCGCGCGUUCCCUCUUCUCCGGGGGGGCACUGACAUCUGCUGCUCUGGCAAGAGUCGACAGGCCGCUGACUUGGUGGGGUGUCUCACCCAUUUGCGAGACGUGGUCAAGGAAUGGCGCCUCCCGAUGCUGAUUGCCAAGCUUGACAUUCGGGGUGCUUUCGACUCAUUGGGAAGACAUGCACUUGCUUCCUACCUCUUACGCAAGCUACAACAUUGUGCCGUUGGCAGAGAGUUGCGCUACUUACUUCUGCAGGUUCGUCCUAAUCUUCUCUUGGGUCGUGUUCCUGGUGGCGAGAUGCUUGAUCUCUGCUGUACCACUGGGAUCAGGCAAGGUUCCCCGGAAUCCGCGGAGCUUUUUGCUUUGGUCCUGCAGGACGCCCUUGAGGACAUGAUGCACAGCAAGGCCUGGAGAUCGCUAGGGGUGACCAUUCCGGAGUUGAAUGUGGAGCUCUUAAUGUAUCAGGACGACCUUUUUCUGUGGGACGAUGAUGCAGGGCGACUUACAAAAAGGUUGGAACUGAUCAAUGACUGUCUUCGCGUGUUAGGCCUACAACUUGCCGCUAAGAAGACAGCCAUCACCAGUUCCAACGAUUACGUCGGGGCGCGUCGCAUCCUUUUCCUGGGUAAUCAGAUCGACAUUCAAUCCCCAUCUCAACCAAUACGAGUGCUCGGCUUGAACUUCACGUUUGACGGGGAUUCUACCCGACAGGCCAGAGAGCUUAUUGCCCGGCUCCGGGCUGCCUUCCGGGAGCACAGGGAAUUGCUUUGUGGCCGGGCUAGUUGGGAUAACAAGGUCUUCGCUGUCAAAAGGCUGGUGUUGAGCACCAUCUCUUGGGUUGCAGGAGCUGUCUACUGGGGCCCACAAGACUUAGCGACCCUCAAUACGUUGCAGAUGCAUGUCAUGAGGGAUGUCUUUCUUCUUCGUCGACAUCAGGGUGAGACGUGGGUGGACUACAAUCAACGCACCAUGAGGUUUGUCAGAGCAUGGAUGCACACAAACGGCUGCGCUAGGUGGAGCACUACCGCCACUGGUGCAGACAAACUGAAGACGAUGGAAGAGGGGUGUGUGCUCGGCCUGGGCUCCCAGCCCGCUUCUUGGCAUGGAGAAACAUGGCAUGGUGGAGAGGCCAACAACGCCUUUCCACUGCAGCGGGUGGUCUUCGUCACACUGGACAGUUCUUUCCUGCGAGUUGCGAGAGGGAUUUCGCUGAACACUUGGGUUGCGAUUGGGUGCAAAAGGGUGGGGAUCGUACGGCUUGGGGUGAACUUCGUGAACAGUGGCUCAAACAAACAGACCAACCCUGGUGUCGUGGUCGGCAACUUGCAUUGGCACGAGAGUGAGCUGCAUGUCGUGAUUACCCUGCUUUUCGCGACCUUUGGCCUUCCCUCCACCUUGCGCUUGGUCAUGGCCCUGGCUGCCUCCAGUCUACGCAUGUGGUGGGUGACCUUCCUGGUGCUGUGGCUGGACAGUGAUAUGGGAAAAUACUAUGACUUCAACGACCUCGGCGACUACAUUCUCUUUUACCUCAACGUCCCCGACGUUGAUCUUGACUUCUUCGACUUCGACCUCAACGACUUCUAUGAGCACUUUGACCUCUUCGACUUCAACGACUUUUCUGAGCACUUUGACCUCUUCGACCUCUGCGACCUUGUCGACUCUCUUGAGCACUCCGACCUCCUCGACUUCAGCGACUUUGUGGACCUCGACGUCCUCCGUGACAGCCUGGCCUAUAACCUCGCAGUCCACCGCAACAUCCCCUACGAUGGUGUGUUCAGCCCCAUGGGUGAAUUUGUGUAUGGAGUACAUUGGAUGUGGGAGGACGAAAGAGGGUGCACAUCGACCACUACCUCCACCACUCCUGGGGGUGAAGUUCGUUGGCAUGGCACUGGGAUCCGCGAAAGCUCUACUACGUCCACUACCACUCCGGAUGGUCCUGCAGCUGAGGGAGAGCUUGGGGAUUAUAGUCCUGAUGCUACCGGGGAGGAACUUGAGACGUUGAGUUUACAAGAGCUUGUGGAUCAAGAGCUGUUGGGUGGUGCCAAUCAAUCUGGACAACUAUUGAUGGACCUGGACCAGCAUCCUUCGGAGUUCGCCGUGGUCAACGAGCCCCCUCCUAAUCGGCCGACUACGAUUGAUUGGACUCAUGAUGUUCUGCACAACUUGGCGCAGAGGGUGCUCGACGACACUAUAGGGGCACAGCGCUACGGGCAUCCACCUACGGUACGCUGGGGUGCUCACAUUGCAGCGGCGGAGUUUCGGGACGUUGGCCGAAUGUUUACACGUCUGGGGGACAUGAUCGUCAACAGCAUCGACAGGCCAGUGGACGAGCCACGAACACCUCCACCGACUAACGAGCCCAUGUACAGACACUAUCGUGCAUGGAGUCGUAGAUGGAGAGACAUGUUCCUGGGGGUGAUCAGGGAGUUCCUGCAGCACACCGACGCGGAGGCCGUGGAGCAUCAAGCCCGACUGCGAGUGAGGGAUGAUCAGUACAGAAGGAUGGCCGAACUACGUGACCUGGAGAGGUAUCGCACACCUCAGCGAACUGGGCCAGAUCCUGGAUUGGGUGUUCCCGUGGCAAGAAGACCUUCUGGGGCCAUGGGGGGUAAGCGGUCGCACGGGCAGAUGACGGCUGAGGGUGACGACAGAGGGCGCUCCUCAACGGACACCUUCCCGGGCCCUUCUCCUCUUGAAGUUGUACCUCCUCGUCCCAAGUUUCGCAUGCCUACACCCUCGCCUAGUGAGGAGGCUAGGGGAGUACGACCUGUUCAGACGCCUGAUCUUCGGCCUCCGUCUUCUGGGUCGAGGUUGGGUGUUGGAUUGGCUUCGCCUUCAUCUUGGCCGCAGGGGUUGGAAAACCGUGGUGGACUACAUGGGGGUGCGACAAUUGCUUGGGAUGGGCCCAUUACGUCGCUGACGUCUUCCUUGUCUACGGCGAGCUCCUCGGUUGGGUGUGGUACACACGCGUCUGGAGAGACCCUGCUCAUGCCCACCACUCCUAUAAUGCCGCCACCUAGCAACGCCUCGAUGCCACUGCCUACGCCUCCAGUACCUGACCAACGACCGCCGGCUACCUCGUCUGCCAGUCUUGGGGAGACACGACCGUCGGCAUGGGACCACCACAACAACCUGGGUACGCCUACCAUCCCCCCGGUGCCCAUCGUCACGGCCGUCACUCCUGUCACUCCCUUUGAUGAACGUGGUCGUCCCAUCACUCCGGUUAUCCCUUCGGCGCCAGUCAUCACUUCGGCUACGCCUAUGACACCCUUCCCCGAGGACGUCCCGGAGGUCGAUGAUGUGAUCCAAGAAAUAUGUGGUCCCUCGUCCUCUUCUACCACGACUACCGGGGUGCCUGGCCUUGGACUGCCUUUCUCUAAUUCGUCUACUACCACGCCGCGUGGGAUGGAGGAGGAGGUUGACUAUGGUGAGCAGGAUGAGCAUGUUCCCUCGGAUGAAGUGGAGGUGGCUGUCGAGGAGGAUGGAGCAGCAGCUAUGGGUGGUGACGAGGAAGUGGCCUUGGGUGAACAGGACACGGGGGAGGAUGACCUCUCCCCGCGCGAGGAACGGCUUGCUCGCCGUGUUGCUGGGCUUGUCGUUGCUGAAGUUUACCAUCUACUCCGCACGACUGGGGUGAUUGCAGGACCUGGGAUGCCUACCGACAGGGAUGUGAGAGUCGACAUCCAGGCGACCUCGCAUGUCCCAUCCGUACACGAUCCCUCGAAGCUCGUUGCACG
This is a messenger RNA of Symbiodinium necroappetens, 4574 nucleotides long. The record is from the annotation of a GenBank genome assembly. NCBI's taxonomy places the organism in Eukaryota, Dinophyceae, Suessiales, Symbiodiniaceae.